This is a messenger RNA of Rhineura floridana, 3642 nucleotides long. It is a transcript of the gene LTB4R2, whose product is annotated as leukotriene B4 receptor 2. Gene Ontology annotation, biological process: complement receptor mediated signaling pathway; phospholipase C-activating G protein-coupled receptor signaling pathway; inflammatory response. The coding region runs from base 76 to 1221 and encodes 381 amino acids. The record is from RefSeq and is a predicted model, not a curated record. Gene Ontology annotation, cellular component: plasma membrane. Gene Ontology annotation, molecular function: leukotriene receptor activity; complement receptor activity. Lineage: Eukaryota; Metazoa; Chordata; Lepidosauria; Squamata; Rhineuridae. The transcript is spliced from 2 exons.
AAGGAUGUGAAGGAAGGACGGAGGCAGGCCAAGCAGGAGAAGCUUUCCUUGGCUCGAACAAGAGACAGCUCACCCAUGGAGUCCCGAGGCCCUCUGUCCAAUGGCAUCACCAACAAUUGCACCCACAUCUCCGGAAACAACACCCUCCUGUCUUCCCCCACCUCAAGUGUAGCUGGCAUCGUCUUCCUACUGCUGGCCGCCCUCGUCGGGCUGCCCGGGAACCUCUUCGUCAUUUGGAGCAUCCUUUGGAAGAUGAAGCCAAGCCACCGCUCGGUCACCUGUCUUCUGGUCCUUAAUUUGGCAGUGGCCGACGGGGUAGUGCUGCUCCUCACACCUUUCUUCAUCCUCUUUCUCACCUUCAAGAAGUGGCUGUUUGGCGUGGCCAUUUGCAAAGGGGUCUACUACCUGUGCUGCAUCAACAUGUUUGCCAGCAUCUUCAUCAUCACCCUCAUGAGUGUGGACCGGUGCCUGGCGGUCAACCAGCCCUACUUCUCCCAAGCCAUUCGCAAGAAGCACUUGGUAAUCAAGAUCCUGGCAGGGAUUUGGCUGGCAGCCAUUUUGUUAUCCAUCCCAGCCUUCCUUUUCCGUCAAGUGCUCAAGGAUCCCUCGGGGAGCUUUGAAAUCUGUGAGCCCUGCCACCCCAGGCCGAGCCUGACCAUCUUCCACUUCACCUUGGAAACGGUGGUGGCCUUCAUGAUACCCUUCACUGUCAUUGUUGGGUGCUACUCUGCCAUUUUGAUUCGCCUCAGGGGAGUGAGGAGGAGACAGGGAGCUCGGACUGAAAAGCUCAUUGUUGCCAUUGUCAUCUGCUUCGCUGUCCUCUGGGUGCCCUACCAUAUUGUCAACGUGCUGCAGGUGGCUUCCAACAUGGCGUCAGGGAGAACGGCAGAGCGGCUGGGGGAGGCCUGGAAGAACGGGCGAGCGGGUGCCACAGCCUUAGCGUUCCUGAGCAGUAGCAUCAACCCUGUGCUUUAUGUCUUCGCAGCUGGGAACCUCAUCAAGACCUCGGGGGCCAACUUCAUCGCCCAGUUCUUUGAGGGGGCCUCUGAUGGGCUCGGGAGGAAGUCUCAAUCCCAGAAAAACCUGGCCAAAGAACUGGUGGUUGUGGCGGGAGCCGCUCUGAGCAUGGACCAGCAGCCCCUGGGAAAUUGCGACGGGGUCGAGAAGGACACAGAGGGUAGGCCAGGUCUUGAUGGCACAAGAGAGCAUCCCCUGAUAUAGAUGCUCCUAGACUGAAUCAUGGCAACUUUUGAGACAGGACGAAAUGUCUGCCUUUUGCUGAGUCAGUCCGCUUAGCUCAGUACUGUAAUGUUUACACUGCCUGGCAAUGGCUUUCUGGGAUCUAACACCCAGAUCGUUCCCCGCCCGGCCUGGAGGUGCUUAUUGGGAUGAAACCUGGGACCUUUUUCAUACCAAGCCUGUAUACUCGACUGCUGAGCCACACCCCGUCUCCAUCUGCUAGGCAUGCCUGCCUACCUUUUCUAGUUUCAUAUGAAAAUGUAGCUUCUAGAAAGCUCACUGAGAACAUGUCUACACUACAAAGCUGUUAAAUUACUUCCAUAGCUAUUGUUCCUCCACCCUCAGUCAGGUUUAAUCUCAUGCUUGGUGCACUAAGCUUAGGGUAUUUAAAAAAAAACCUCUGAUUUCAAGGCCAGAUGUGGAAUGCAAGGGUGGCUUUGAACAUGUACAGAGUGCCACCUCCACACUAAAUAAUUUACACAUGAGGGAUUAGAGAUGAGGACCCUCUACAUCUCUCACCCCAGAAGAGUUCUGGGGAUGAUAGCAUAGAAAUGGAAAGAAGGAAGAUCUAGAACAGCUUGUAGAUCCCAGGGUGAUUUGAAGUAGAUCAAUAAGGAUUCCUGACUCCCAGCUAUUUAACAAUAGAGACAACUUUUUUUAAUUACAAAUUACUAUUUCAACAAUUACUGUACUGCUUCCCUCCGUGGUUCCUAAGCAAUGUUCAACGAGGUUACAAAAUAUACAAUCAGUUAAAAUUAACCAUAACACCAGAAAAACUUAUUCAAAAUGCCUUCUGAAACAAAACAGUCUUCACGAAGUGCCUGAAGUUCAACAGGGAGAGUGCCUGUCUGAUCUCAGCCAGGAGGGCGUUCCACAGAAUUGGGCCCACAAUAUUGAAUCCACGCCUCCUGGUGGAUGCAUGCCAUCCAUCUGAGCCAUGGGAGAAUCACCAACGGUGACUCCCCUGAAGAUCUCAGCGGUUGUAUACAAGGUAUUAAUUUACAAGGCCCUUGGAAGCUGGAGGUAUCCUGGACCCAGUUUGCUAAGGGCCUUGUAAAUUAAUACAAGAAUCAUGAACAUGGCCCAGUAGCAAACAGGCAGCCAGUGUAAGCUUUUAAGUUUUGUGUUGGUGGUAGUCUGUCCCCACCAACAGUCUGGCCAUAGCAUUUUGCACCAGCUGGAGCUCCUGGACAGAGCCCAACAGUAGCUGAAAUGCUCAGUUAGGCUGCUGAAGUGAAGAAUGCUUGGGUUGGGUGAAGAACCAAGAAUGGACAUGUGUGGCGGCAAACUGUGAGCUCACUUCUGUUGCUGAGAACAAAUUCCUUGGCGGAGAUGAACUCAGAGAUUCCUUUAUUCUGCUCUCUUGAUAAGCCUUUGUUCUGUGCUUGGCUCCAGCUGUCAUUCUUUGGGGCUCCACGGGAUAGGGGGCAAAGGAGACCCCACAAGUCUGAGGUCUGCCAUAGUGUGAAAGAGGCCAGUACUAGCGUCUAAUCAGUAUCUCAAUCCAACCCUUCCACUCCCAGCGACUUUGGGGACACUACAAGACUCAUGACGGAUUGAUGCAUUUCAGUCUGGAACCCAGGAAAAUGAAAGCAAGCAAGUAAUGAAUGAAAAAAUGCCAAGGGUGGUGUUAGAGACUGUGUUUUUAAAUCUCCAUGGUAAUUUAUGUUUUUUGUAUCUGUAAAGUUUUCCUCCUCUCUUUCUUGAUAAGCUAAAAUGGACUGGGGUGUGCCAGCAAAGAACGCCAUCUGCAGAUCCACUCAGCCAAAACCCGCAUAGCAUUCCUUCAUAAUCUGACUGCAGCACUAGUGCCCAUUUCUGGAAGUUAAGAGCACAUGAAUCUGCUCUUCUUUUCUGAAGGCAGCAGGAUCCAGUAGGGGCUAGACACAGGCACACACACAUCCACAUCCUUCUAUUUCCAGUGUUCUCGCUCUGCAUGCUGAUGCUUAUGUAGCCAAAAUAACACUACCCACACCUAAGAAGCAGCUACUGUUAACAGGCCUGAGGGAAUCCCAAGGAUUGCAGAAGGACAAACAACUUUCAGGGGGUAAGGCCCAAGUGGGGGAACCCUAAAGACAGUUCAAUGAGGACUAAAGCAUGCUCAGUGACCACAGAACGCUGGGUCGUUAUUGUAGGGUGCAGUAAUCACAGAGGGAUACAGUUGGAAUCUGAAAGAAGCACUCCAUGCUGCAACAUUCGUUGCAGUCCUCACUUUUGGAACGUCUGUUCAGCAUGUGCUGCUGCCUCCUUUCUAUAUGCUGAAGAGGACCGCUGGAUAGAAGUAAUUACGGCCGAAGGUCUGCAGUGCAUGAAUAUGUAGUCCAUAGGAAUUUGUAUUGGGUUGUUUACAGUAAUAAACGAAUGGUUUCAUGUGAAGCAUUGGCGCGUGCCCAUUUGUUGCUG